CUCGACUGCCAGUAUUACCCUUGCACACGUUGCUUCAACACAGACGUGCUUUGUUGGCACCUGUUCCUACUUUCAUCAGUCCCAAUGCGGAAUACCAUAUUGACGCUUCUGCGUCACGAAGGUUACAUCCUGUGGUGUUCACUAGUGUUCAUGUUUGGUGUUAUGACCUGCCAGAGCUUGAGUCACAGGUCUCAAGUGACUGUGGAUCAUCUGGGCAAGCCCCUGUAUCUGACUCCGUACUUGGUCAAGGGUAACGUGAAAGCCGCACGUGAACGCAGCCGCGUUGGAUCCAUUGCUGGUUCGCCGGAUCUGGAAAGCUACUCCGGGUUCAUGACGGUUCGAGAGCAGCUCAAGAAUAAUCUUUUCUUCUGGUUCUUCCCUGCCAUAAAGAGGCGAAAAGAGGUAGCUCCUGUGGUGCUAUGGCUUCAAGGCGGUCCUGGGACGCCAUCCACCUUUGGCCUCCUCCUUGAGCACGGGCCCCUGCAAUUCUCCAUCGGCGAUAACUCCGCAUCAUUUCGCGAGUACACGUGGGUCAACAACAUUUCGAUGCUGUACCUGGACCAGCCCGUGGGAACAGGAUACAGCCACAGUUCAACCAACGGGUACUCGAAGACGGUUGCAGAUACCGCGGCUGAUCUCUACGAGUUCCUCGGCCAGUUCUACGUGCUUUUCCCGGAACUGAGAGCAAAUGACUUCUACAUCGCGGGAGAAGGCUACGCAGGAAAAUUCAUUGUGGCACUCGCUAUGAUGAUGAACAUGAUGAAGGACGACGACUCUUUGCCCAAGCUACGCGGCCUUCUGCUGGGCAACGUCUAUAUAGACCCGGAAACGCAGAACGACCUCAGUGACUACUACUAUCAGCUCGGACUCAUGAACAAGUACCAGGCAGAAUACAUGCGUACCAGAGUGGAACAGGUCGUCCGCCUCUUUUACAAGAGAAAGUUCACCGAUGCACAGCUCAUUAUGGACGAACUGAUUGACCGUGGUCAUACCGGAAAGCCAACGCUAUUCUGGAACGCAACCGGCCUGAGACAGGAUUACAACGUGGACCUGACAAGCUCACCGCCGGAGUUCUCUGCCUAUGCAUCUUUUUUGACCCGACCAGAGGUACGCCUGGCCCUGCACGUGGGGACACUACCUUUCAGGGACAACGACAUCGUCAGGGAGAACAUGUACGGGGACCUGAUAUCAUCGCAGAAACGGACAUACACAACCAUCCUCGAUUCCGGGAUCAGAGUGCUGAUGUACAGCGGCCAGAAGGACCUGAGCGUGCCCUUCUGUACUACACAGAAGCUCAUGGAAAGCGUCCACUGGAAGGGAGAGAAGGAAUACAAGGGUGCCAUUCGUAGACCGUGGAGAGCAGGACUAUCCAACAUCAUCGGUUACUACCUCACUGUUCGAAACUACACUGAGGUGCUUCUCCGAGGAGCAGGCCACGUGGUACCCUUCGAUCAACCCAUCGAAGCAUUCGUGUUGGUGAAUCGUUUCGUACUGGGACAGCCUAUUAAUGAGUUGGACUAGGCUUUGUGCUGUGCAAACCUAACACAGUCUGCGAUCCCGUAGUCAUCAAGUUCGGCUCUUCAAAGCUGUCUUUCACGUGGCAACGGAGAAGGAACAUCAGUAAACACGAAGCACCACGCUUCUACGUUUUUCUGUAACGGACUUGUCACAGGUAUGGAGGUGUCUCUCCGUAGCUGGGUUGAAAUAAAUUGCUGAACCGUAUUGCACGGCACAAAUA
Messenger RNA from Ornithodoros turicata, 1738 nucleotides. Its product is annotated as probable serine carboxypeptidase CPVL. Bases 85 to 1521 code for a protein of 478 amino acids. Gene Ontology annotation, biological process: proteolysis. Gene Ontology annotation, molecular function: serine-type carboxypeptidase activity. The transcript has 6 exons. The record is from RefSeq and is a predicted model, not a curated record. NCBI's taxonomy places the organism in Eukaryota, Metazoa, Arthropoda, Arachnida, Ixodida, Argasidae.